CUUAAAUAAUUUAAUUUCAAAUAUUGAAUGCGUGGUUUGAACUACUUUGUAAGUGUUUUUAAACAUGUUGAAACUCAUUUCUUUGACAUUUUAUACAUAUUCUUUAACUAUUGGUUAGUUGUUCUCAAAGACUACAAGAACCAAAUGGACAGUCGAUUAGCAACUUUAGAAAGAGCUCCUCUAUAACAUUCAAAAGUAUGAAUCAACCCACGAAAAGUCAACGGCUGUUGAGGCAGUCGACAAGAUGCAAAAGUCAAUUAUCAGAAAAUGAGCUGUCAGUUUUCAGAACGAAUCAAGAUCCUCAUCUUGGAAGCCGCCAAUCUCCUUUUAUCAGACAGAGGGCCAAAUUGCUUCAGCCGUAGGAUUUUCCCUCCUGGGACCACCCCCCCCCGACCCUUAUCGCACCUCUCGUAUGACCUCCUUAUGUGGGUUCCUUACCCUCUUCUUUCAGCUCCCAGCGCUACGCACAUGUCGCCUACUCUCAGGAACCGGCUAGCCUUCAGACCAAGACCUUGCUUAUUCCACUUGGAGUAUCUUGGCCCACCGAUCCCAUGCCAUCGAAUGCGACCAUUCAACCGAACUAGGUCCGAUUGCGCCAUUAUAGCGGUGCUAAAAAGUUAUGAAAUCUUCGUCCAUUCUCUGGGUUAAUAUGGAUAGUCAUCUGGACCCCUUAUAAUUGGGCACCGCGGAGUGGGGACGCAUUCGAUAGCAUGCUCUCUGGCCGUAUGUAUUCGUUUUGCACGGUCGUGGGUAGUCGCUAGUUCGUCUUAGUAUGGGCCCAAACAUCCAUAUCUGAGUAUGCUAGCUGGUCACACAGGCAGUGCCUUCUUCUAUCUAACUGAACGGUAAA
Messenger RNA from Cucumis sativus (cucumber), 850 nucleotides. RefSeq lists its product as uncharacterized. The record is from RefSeq and is a predicted model, not a curated record. Lineage: Eukaryota; Viridiplantae; Streptophyta; Magnoliopsida; Cucurbitales; Cucurbitaceae. The transcript has 4 exons. The coding region runs from base 268 to 648 and encodes 126 amino acids.